UGUAGUCUAUUGUUUUCUACCUUCAAGAAGCUGAUGGCUAGGGAGAAGAAAACUGCUCGACCUCGACCAGGUGCUUCUGGUCUUGAGGAUUCUUCAACAGCCACAUCACCGGCUUCUCCUCCACUGCUCGAAGCUGCAAGCCAACAUGAAGUUGUAAGUGAACCUGCUGCAAGUCAACCUUCUGGAAGUGAAGCCGCAGCAUCUGUAGGUGAGGCUCCUUCUGAAAAAUCAGGUAUAAAGCGUAGCUUUGUUUGGGACCAUUUUAAAGUGUAUGAUAAGAUUGAACAUGCUAAAGAUGCUAGCGGAAAAGACAUUGAGAUAGUUCAUAAGAGAGCUUAUUGCAUCUACUGUCCUAGGGGAAAGGUUGGUGAUUUUGCUAUUGAAAGUUCUAAUGGCACUUCUGGUAUGAUUAGGCACAUUAACCAAAAGUGUAGAUAUUAUCCUCCUAAUAUGGAUAAGUCACAGAAAAAUCUUGUCGGCGAUAAAUUUAAGGGCAAUAAACUGACCAUAGUACCUUAUAAUCAAGAUGAUUAUUUAGAAGCUUGUGUAGAGAUGAUUGUCAUUGAUGAGCUGCCUUUUAGUUUUGUGGAGAAGAUAGGCUUUAACAGAUUUUGUAUUAAAGUCUGUCCUCUUUUUGAUGUUCCCUCUAGAAGGAAAUUGUGUAGGAUCUUUCUAAGUAUGUAUGAUACUUCAAAGAAGGAUUUGAAGAAGACUUUGAGGAAGUAUAGGUUGAGUCUAACCACCGAUACUUGGACUAGUGUUCAAAAUGUCAAUUACAUGGUGCUUACUGCCCAUUUUAUUGACAUAGAUUGGAAAAUGCACAAGAGGGUCAUUAAUUUCUGUGUGAUUCAAAAUCAUCAAGGGGCAACAAUAGGGAAGCUUAUUGAGUCAUGUUUAGUGCAGUGGGGAAUUGAGAAAGUCAUGUGCCUUACAGUUGAUAAUGCCUCUGCAAACAAGUCUGCUUUAGAGUGGCUUGUGUCUAGAAUGAACAAUUCUGCAUCGUACGAGCAGAUUUUGAGUGGCAAAUACAUGCAUGUGAGAUGCACUGCUCACAUCACUAACUUAAUAGUGGGGCAUGGCUUAAAGAGGUUGCAAAAGUCUGUUUUAGCAAUUAGGAAUGCAGUAAAGUUUGUGAGAUCUUCUCCAAAACGAUUGGAUUUUUUUAAGAAGACUGUGGAGAGAGAGAAAAUUCCUUGUAAGGGACUUGUGUGUUUGGAUGUCCCAACUAGGUGGAACAGCACCUAUCUAAUGAUGGAAGCAUCUUUGAAGUUCAAGAAAGCAUUUACAUUGAUGGCUGAAGAUGAAGAUAGCAGUUUUGCGAACUACUUCAAGGAACCAGAUGAAGAAUAUGAUGAAGAUGGAAAUCUUAUACCAAGCAAGAAUAAGAGAAAUAGGGUUGGACCUCCACAAGUGGAAGAUUGGCAGAAGGCUGAGGUGUUUGUGGAGUUUCUAAGAGUGUUCUACGAUGUCACAUUGAGGGUUAGUGCAUCAUUGCACCCCACUGUGCACACAACUUUCCAUGAUGUGAUUACCAUGGAAAAAAACAUAGAUAACAUGCUUUUGGGACCUCAGAUGCCUACUGGAUCAGAAACUGAGAUAAUUUUGAUCGAUAUGGCAGCCAACAUGAGAUCUAGAUGGUUCAAGUACUAUGGUUCAUUUCAUGAAAUCAAUCACAUGGUCAUCAUUGGCCUUGUAUUAGAUGCAAGGUUCAAGUUGAAGAAUGUGACUCACACCUUUCAAACUGAAGGUUUAGAUGAUGAUGAAGUGCAGAGAAGAACCUUGGAAAUUAAAACGCUUCUAUUUGCUCUAUAUGAUCAGUAUGUCAUGGUUGUAGAUGGAGGUAGACACUUGCAAAGGCAGCAGUCUCCAGGCUCUUCAUCUAGCACACUUACAAGUAGAAGCAACCACAGCAGAGGAGGAGUUAGAGGCCAGCUGCUUAAUAAUUGGAAGAAGGUUGUUCAAGAAAGCAGUGAGGCAGUCAUAGCACAUGAAGUGGAUCAGUACCUGGAUGCUCCAUUGGACCCAACUGAUGAUGAAGAUUGCUUUGACAUCCUGUGCUGGUGGAAGAUAAAUGGUUGCAAGUUUCCAGUCUUGGCAGCAAUAGCAAGGGAUGUUCUUGGAAUCCAAACCUCCACAGUAGCCUCCGAGUCUUGUUUUUCAACAGGAGGCAGAGUGAUUGACUGUUUUAGGAGCUCAUUAACUCCUAGAACAGUGGAGGGACUGAUUUGCAUGCAGAACUGGUUGCUAGGUGAUGAUAUUGCAGAGGUUGUUGAUGAUUGCUCAAUUGAAAACCUCGAGUUUUAUGAAGAAGUUGAGCAAGAGCAUGAAAGCACUGCAUCUAGCAAAACCAAUGUAUGUCCAGCUCCAAAUCCAAGAGCAAAAGGCAAGGGAAAGCUUGGGGCAGCUAGUAAUGUGAUAGAUGUUUGAACUUUGUUCAAUUCAUUUAGUUGUGUGCACAU
Messenger RNA from Rosa chinensis, 2459 nucleotides. Its product is annotated as zinc finger BED domain-containing protein RICESLEEPER 2. The transcript has 3 exons. Lineage: Eukaryota; Viridiplantae; Streptophyta; Magnoliopsida; Rosales; Rosaceae. The record is from RefSeq and is a predicted model, not a curated record. Gene Ontology annotation, molecular function: protein dimerization activity; DNA binding. Bases 34 to 2427 code for a protein of 797 amino acids.